Thecamonas trahens ATCC 50062 is the source of this 990-nucleotide messenger RNA. RefSeq names its product RING-H2 finger protein ATL5A. The transcript is spliced from 2 exons. NCBI's taxonomy places the organism in Eukaryota, Apusomonadida, Apusomonadidae. The coding region runs from base 1 to 990 and encodes 329 amino acids. The record is from RefSeq and is a predicted model, not a curated record.
AUGCUCGCCGAGGCCAGCGCGUCAGCGCAGCGACUCGAGGCCCGCGAGCGGUCCGACUCGGAUGAUGAGCACGAGCCGCGGCUCUCGUUCCUCGACACGCUUCUGGACUCGUCGUCAUCGCUAUCAUCACUCUCAUCGUCGUCGUCGUCGUCGUCGUCGUUGGCGGCACCGCCGCCGCUCGAGAUCGCUCGCUACCGGCGACGUCUGGACCGCCGGCAGCGCACGAGCGGACGGACUGCCACCGGCAGCCACAUGCCUGACGCCUUGGCGGCGUCGGCCGAUGAUGUGCUGCGUCGGUCUAUGGCACCCUGGUCCAACAUCCCGUCGUCGUCCUCGUCGUCCUCGUCGCCGUCGCCGCCGCCGUCGCCGACCCGCUCUGCCUUUGAUCUCUCCAUCAGCAUCUCGGACUCGUCAGACGACGACCAAGUUGACGCCGAUGCCGUGGUUGCCCACCAGCAGACUCGAGUCCAGGAGGCCUUUCUCCCGUUGCGACUGCAGCUCGAGCGGGUCUUUGGCCAGUUGCUCAACGCCGAGAGCGAGUUGUCGGCCGCGGCGACCGCGCCCGAGUCGAGGUCGUUCUACGACGAGCUUGUCCUUGUCCAGCAGCUUGUCACGCACCAUCGGCUCUACACUGAAAUGGUCCGCAUCGUCAACGGCCUCAACGCGCUCGGCGCUUCGAGCUCGAUCUCUAUCACUCUCCCGCCGCAGCUCGUCGCCAUGUUUGGCCGGAUGCCCGAGCCGAGCCCUGCUCCACCGCCGCAGCCCGUCGGCCUCACGCCCGACCAGUUGGCACUCCUCCCGCUCGCCACCUACCAGCCCGACCUUUCUCUCGGCACGCGAACAUGCUCGAUCUGCAUCGAUGACCUUGCCACCGGCGACACCGUCUGCAUCCUCCCUUGCGACCACGUGUUCCACAAGGACUGCGUCCACCCCUGGCUCUCCUCCAAGCCCUCGUGUCCCAACUGUCGCUUCGAGCUCGCUGUCGCCUAA